Sphenostylis stenocarpa is the source of this 324-nucleotide messenger RNA. The record is from the annotation of a GenBank genome assembly. Lineage: Eukaryota; Viridiplantae; Streptophyta; Magnoliopsida; Fabales; Fabaceae.
AUGCUCGACUCUACAUUGGCAUGGUCACUUUCUCUCUCUAGAAAAGCAGUUAUUUCUCUCUCUCUCUCUAGAGGCCUGGGGUGGCGAGCCCGGAACGGUCAAAGAGUGGCGAAGCCCCGGAGACUCUUUUGGGAGAAAAGGAAAAGGGCGCAGGGAAUUGUGCGAAUGGAUGCGAAAGGUGAGAGCUUUGAGGUUUGGGGUUGGUUGAUUGGAAUCGAAAUUGAAAACCCUAGAGAGAGGGGUGGCACAUCACAUGGGGAAGGAAUGAUGAUGGAGAUCAUUCAUUUUCUCAUGCCUUCUUUCUCUCUCUCUUUGUGGCUAUGA